AUGAAUUUCUUGCUUUAAUGUUACUUAAAUCUUUGGAAAUAUGCGGAGAAGUUUUGCUCCCAGUCAGUUAGCGAAGAGAAAAAUAUCUCCGCCUUCGAUUUCCAGUAAACGAAACAAAGUUGAUUCUAGAAGCGUUAGAACUGUCAAAAGUCGCAAAGACACUGAAGACACUAAUGAUUCUUCAUUUAAAGAAAAUAUUAGCCACGAAGAACUCAUUAAAACUCUUCUAUCUAAACCAUACCAAGUUCCUAUUCCCAAUUAUAAUGGCUCUUAUAGAGGAAGAUCUCUGGGAAUGCGUCGUUCUGGUGUUAAGACGGCAUUACACGAUCCUGAUGAAGAAGGAGCUCUAGUGUUAUAUGAACCCGCAAAGCAGACACUGCAUGAAAAACAAGUUUUGACAAAUUCUACUGAUGUUGACGUGCAUGUAGUAGUUGAUCCAAUUCUAUCUAAAAUUUUACGACCCCAUCAAAGGGAAGGAGUUAAAUUCAUGUGGGAUUGUAUAACUGGUAAACAAAUUGAAAACAGUUUUGGCUGUAUUAUGGCUGAUGAGAUGGGCUUAGGUAAAACUCUUCAGUGUAUAACAUUGCUAUGGACUGGUUUAAGACAAGGUCCCACUGCCAAACCAGUAAUAGAAAAAGCCAUUAUAGUUGCUCCAAGUAGUCUUGUUAAGAAUUGGGAAAGAGAAGUCACUAAGUGGCUGAGUGGGAGAGUAAACACUUUAGCAAUUGAUGGGGGAAGUAAAGCUGAAAUCGAUAAAAAAUUGGAAAGCUUUGUGUAUGCCAUAGGCAGAAUCUGCACGCCAAUUUUAAUAAUAUCCUAUGAAACUUUUAGAUUGCAUGCUUAUGUUUUGUACAAGACUGAAAUUGGUUUGGUUAUUUGUGAUGAAGGUCAUCGUCUGAAGAAUUCUGAUAAUCAGACUUAUCAGGCAUUAGAUAAAUUGGUGGCUAAACGUAGAGUGCUUUUAUCAGGCACACCAAUUCAGAAUGAUUUGCUUGAAUAUUUCAGUCUUAUACAAUUUGUGAAUAAAGACAUUCUUGGUUCUGCUCAAGAGUUUAAAAAAAAGUUCGAGAGGCCUAUUCUCAGGUGUCGGGAUAUCGAUGCAACUCUUGCAGAACAAGAAAAAGGUAAAGAGAAGUUAGAUGAGUUGAUAGCCAUAGUCAAUCGAUGUAUGAUCAGAAGAACAUCUCAAUUGCUCUCAAAUUAUCUACCUGUUAAAAUAGAACUUGUUGUUUGCUGUGAAAUGACUGAUUUACAGAAAAGCUUGUAUUCUCACUAUGUAAAUUCACAAGCAGUUUCGAAAGCUCUUGACAAUAAAAGUAAAAUUAGUGCUCUCUCGGCAGUAACAAGUCUGAAAAAGAUUUGUAAUCAUCCAGAUCUGAUUUAUGAAUUAGCUAAAAAGAACCAAGAUGGUUUAGGUGUGUGUGUAAAACUCUUUCCAUCAAAUCAUGGUAAAAACCUGAUACCAGAGCUUUCUGGAAAAAUGAAAGUAUUAGAUGGCAUUUUAGCUGUUGUGAAAACUACAACAAAUGAUAAAGUAGUAUUAGUUUCAAAUUAUACACAAACAUUAGACAUGUUUGAAAAACUUUGCCAGUUGAGAAACUAUACCUUUGUACGUUUAGAUGGAACAAUGACUGUCAAGAAACGUGGGAAAAUUGUAGAAAAUUUCAAUGAUCCAAAUAAUAAUUUAUUUAUAUUUAUGCUGAGUAGUAAAGCCGGUGGUUGUGGUUUGAAUCUUAUUGGUGCUAAUCGGCUGAUUAUGUAUGAUCCUGAUUGGAACCCUGCAAACGAUGCCCAAGCUAUGGCUCGAGUCUGGAGAGAUGGUCAAAAGAAAGAAUGUUUUGUGUAUCGUUUGUUGUCUACAGGAACUAUUGAUGAGAAGAUUUUGUUGCGACAAACUCAUAAAAAAGGGCUCAGCAGUUGUGUUGUUGAUGAAGAAGAGGUCCAAAGACAUUUUAGCCUGUCUGAACUGAAGGCAUUAUUUCGUUUAGAAACCGGUACUCUUAGUGAUACACAUGACAAAAUUCGAUGUAAUCGUUGUGUAAAUGGCAUCCAAGUAACUCUUCCACCUGCAGAAGCAACUUGUAACAAUGAUUUAUCACAGUGGCAACAUGCAAGUGAUAAAAAGAAUGUUCCAGACCCUGUUCUCAAAACAUGUUGGACUACAGGGGUAACUUUUGUGUUUCAUCAAAAGUCUCACGAGAAGAAGUAUAUUCCUUAAUUUACUUUUUCAAUUUUACAGGACUUUAAAAACUAUGCCAAUUUGAAUAAUGAUUUGCCAAAUUCAAGUAACAAUUUAUCUCUUAAAAAGAAUUUUGAUAUAUAUUUUUCAGGGUUGCAAAAAACCCGGGUUUUUGUAGAAAAACCCAACCCGAGUGGGUUUUUCUGGGUUUUAUUGGGCAUUUCUGGGUUCUAUUGGGCUUUUCGGGUUUUUCAUGUUUUUAUGGGAGGGUUUUCAAAAGAGAGAGCAGGGAUAAGUACCUUAUUUUAAAAAAACUUAUUUUAAUAUUAAUAAUUAAGUUUAAUUUAUAAAUUGACUUCAUAUAGAUAAUUAAUACAAAUAAAUUGAUGUGAAAGUCUGAAAAAAGUUUCUUCAUAUAUCAUGAUACAAAAUGUCAUAUGUACUCACAUACGUCACACAUUUGAAACUUAUUUUAACACAGGAUUACUUUUUAUUUAUAUUUUAAUUUUAAAAAAUGUUAGGGGAAUUUUUUUUAUUUGCAUAGAAAGCGAAUCAAUGGCCAUACAGUCAAAUCUAGCCAGCAAGGUGACUCUCCAGUCUUCAACACAAUUAGUUUCUUCACUGUAGGUUAAUUUUUUUUUAGGCUAGAUUGCAUAUAUAUUUCAAUAGAAUAGCUCUUUAAUAUAACAGGGGAUGAAAAAAGAAAUCAAUCUUAGAAAAACCCAGUAAAACCCACUUUAGGGUGUGUUUUACCAGGUUUUUCAGAGUGGGUUAUACCCAGUAAAACCCGGGUGGGUUUUUUGCAACCCUGAUAUUUUUUCAAAAUAAUGUUUUGUCCCAAUAGUACAUGAAAUAACUUGUAGAACUUGGUGUUUAUUUGUUCUACUUUUAUAACAUUUCAAGCAUAAUAAUUUAAAAAUAGCUUUUUUUCAGAAUGUGCCUUAUUAAUAAAUAGUUCAGUAUUUUCCUACUAUGACUCAUUAUGUAAUAAUCAUUAAAAACAUGUAAGAAAAAAGAAAGAUUUCCAACUCUUGUUCUCGAAACUUGGUUAAAUAAAGAACAAGGGUUAGUUUAUGUUUUUAUUAAAAGUGACUAAAAGUUUCUAUUAAAAAGAAUAGUUUUAUACAAGUUCGGGUAUGGAGAAGGAAAAGAUACUUCAGAUCCUAUUGUACUCAUUAUUUAGGAAAAAUUACUGUAGGAGUAGUUUUUAUGUUUAAAAGUCAUAAAAAGAACACGUAAUUCCUUAAUAAACUGUUUAAUUUUGCUAGUUUUUUUCAAUAUUUUUCACUAAAGUAGUUUAUAUAAAUUAAUUAAUUGCUAUUUAUUUUCUGAUCAAAACUGCAAAUUAUUUGAAAAAUAUAGAUUGAAUUUAAUAAAUACUGAUGAAAAAGCUUUAUAAAAUGAGCAUACGUUCUAUCAUAGUUCAUGUACAAAUUACAUUAUCUUGCAUUAAUUUAUUUCAAAUGUUUGGUAUUUGAGCAAUAAAAUAAUAUUCAGAGAUGAUUGUGCUCUG
Parasteatoda tepidariorum (common house spider) is the source of this 3692-nucleotide messenger RNA. It is a transcript of the gene okr, whose product is annotated as DNA repair and recombination protein RAD54-like okr. Lineage: Eukaryota; Metazoa; Arthropoda; Arachnida; Araneae; Theridiidae. Gene Ontology annotation, molecular function: DNA translocase activity; hydrolase activity, acting on acid anhydrides; ATP binding. Gene Ontology annotation, cellular component: nucleus. The record is from RefSeq and is a predicted model, not a curated record. Gene Ontology annotation, biological process: reciprocal meiotic recombination; double-strand break repair via synthesis-dependent strand annealing.